CAAGUCAGUUUGUUAAAUUUGUGGGUCAGAAUUCAGAAUCUAUAGACCAUUUUGAGGAAUGUAAACAAUAACAAUGGUCCUAACCUAUUUCCUGUAUUACAUUUUUAAUUUCCAUAUAGCUUCCAAUAAUCCAAAAAAAAUGUCCACAUAUAGAUAAAUAACGUUAUGACCGCCGAUUUAACAUUAAGAUAUGAUGACAUUUCCUCUUGUUAAAGUGACAAAAUAGUUUGACCACAAGCAGGUAAUGUUCAUGGGCCAGUGACAUCGCCACAUUAAAAUGGUUUAUAGGCUAGGUUAGAAAUCUCAUUCGCUUAACUUUUUGGGGGAAAAUUUUUGCAUAAGAAGUUUUCAACAUGAAUAUUCUUAAAAAAAAAAGCUAGCAAAAAUGUAAUGUAAGCAAAUAUUACAUUCUAAUAACGAUUUAACUCGCUUUUUUAAACGACGAUUCUACUCAAUUAAUCAGGCAUCGUUGUUUGUCGCUGACACACAUAUAUAACCCCUACAAUAUAUUGUGUGGGUGUUUCCAAAAUAAUAUUUAACUUUUAUCCACUUCCAGCGCAACGCAGAUAUCCCGCGAAGUCUCACGCACUCACCACACACACCUCUCGGUCUUCCGGUCUAACACGGAUGUUGUGUUUGGAUACACCAGGACCCCACAACAGACCACCACGAGGAACAAAUGCAGAUGCAUUAAACGCGACAAAUAAUUACACGACAAGAAUAUCCGUACAGGAUUAGCAUUAGGAGAUUAACGGGAAGACUCAUUUCGAUGAUACAUAAAUGAAGUAAAUGACCGAACGCAAGCCUGGGAUCAAGCGCGCGUCCGCAACGCCCCAAACAGGCAUUUUAUGAAAUUAUUUUAAUUGAGAUCAACCAUUUUGGGUACCAUGGAUGGCGAGUCACCACUAUGGAAUGAACACAAAAGCCAUAACAGUAGCGUUCCCUAUGAUGCAGCAGGGGAACAUCAGGAGAGUCAUGAUUUAUUAGGAGACGACUCUGCUUCUGGAGAACCCCUGUCAUCUUAUAUGAGUGGUGCAAUUAAGGCUUUAUUACCAGAUUACCAUGAAAAUUCCCCAUCAAUAACAACAACAUCUGUUGAAUAUCCAUAUUCUCUCGAUAACCAUUGUCUGAAACCUGGAACUAGGAUGGAUGAUAAUAUAGCAGGGGAGAAAACAGACAGUGUCAAACAUUUGCUUCCUCUAAGAUGUGACCAAUAUGUGCCACAAGAAAAGGAUCAAGAAAUAGACCAAGGAAACUGUAAUUGGACAUCGGUGCUCCAAGACACUCUAGAGAUGAGUAAUGGAGUGGAAAUGGAACAGACUUUAUCAAUGGGUGUAUGUGUCCCCAUGAUAGACUUGAAUCCUAUAUAUAAAGGACCUGAUACUGAGGCAAAAUUUGCAAUUAAUGACCACAACCAGAUAGCAGAAGCCAGAUUAAUCAAGGGGCAAGGAGGAAAAGGAGAACUUGAUUCUUUUUUUCCAGUGGUAUCUGAUGGCAGUAGUCCAAAGAAAGGAGUUUUGGAAAUGGGGAAUAAUGAGAAGCCAGUCUCUUUGGAUGCUGUAUUAUCUGUGGAAAAAGAAGAACUUGAAAUGACUGGAAUCAGAGAAUAUGAGUCAGGCUUAUUACCAGGAUUUAACAACAGUUUGUACUCUCCUUUUUCUUCAUCGGGUGGUUUUUUAAAAAGCAAAACAAUUCCUUUGGUCACACACUCUUUUGAACCCACCCUCCAUGGAGCAACAGAAGAAUGUGAGAAGCCUUGCAAAGAUGUCAGUCCUAUAAAAAAUGAAGACACAAACAAUUCCUUCAACCAUUCAAAAGUAAACAAUGAAUCUGUUCACAGACCUGCUUCUGUAUAUGGGCUACAUCAUCUUGAUCUUCAGAAGGUCACAGAUGGAAAAACUUCAGUUGAAUCACAUGAUCAUUCCUCAGAGCAUGAUGUGCAAGAUGAGAAGGCAGACAUUAUCAAUCUAGAGGUCUCUAAGAGUACAGUAAUAAAACAAACUGCAACAUGUCUGCCCAAAGCGCAAUACCUUGAAAGUAAACUUGAAACAUUUCAUGAUCAUGUACCUGUUAUAGCCUCAGUGAGCAGCCAAAAUGCAGCUAUGGCCAAAUGUGAAAACUUGGAACACGGGACCUCUGAAAGUACUCCCUCUGAGCCUGAAAGAGUUGAAAAGGUAUCAAUUAAAACAAAUAAUGCUGAACCAGACCUAAAGGUGGAAACAAAAAUUGCCAUUGGAAUUUAUAACUCUUCUUCAGGAACUGAGACGAUUCAAGAUCAACCUUUUGUAUCUGACAAAAAUCACACAGAUAUUAAAUGUAAGGAUUCUGGGGUGGAGCAAUGGGAAAAGAGACAACUAAAUGAGCUUUGUCUUCAAGAGAACAAUUCAAAGAACACUACACUGAUACUGACCUCAACUCCAGAAAAAGAUAGAGAUGAAUGUGAAAUUCAUGUACAGGAGAAACAAACCCAAGAAAGCCCAAGUGCAAUUCUUCUGCCUUUUGAAAAAAAUGAGCAAAACUCUGAAAAAAGUGAAAAGAAUUCUUACAAUGUCACUUCAGAAAGCAGUAUUCCUCCACCAAUUGAGAGUAUUAAGGCAGCUCCAUCUUCUCCCACAUCCUGGACAGACUGCUCCUCUCAGAAUAACAUGCAGAAAACAUUGCAAAUGCAUAAGAAACGAAAAAGAAAAAGAACUGAGCUUGAACAAUUAUUUGAACCAAUGCACAGUAAAAAAGAGGACUGUCCUGUGUAUGAAUCUGAUAUAUUAGACACCCCUGUAAAACCAGGCACAACUGGAUGCGAAAGAGCUAAUCCAAACAAUUCAUUGUCUGAUCAAGAGAGUUCUGCAUUAAAAGAGGGGGACAAUACAAAUGAUGCAAACUCUCCUUCAUCUAAAAGAAAAUCUUGUCAUUCACAACUGGAAGUGUCACAACUUGAGCUAGUGACAGAUCCAGCAGAGACCUCACAAAAACAAGGUCAUAGCUGCUCUGAAGCCACUCAGGAAAAAAUGCAAUCAAAUGCUAGGGUCAACAGGAAAGCUGGUUCUAAAAGGAAACUGAAGAAAAGAAGGAAGUUGCAUUUAAAAGUAAAAAGCUCUGAUAAACCAGAAGAGGACUAUACAUCACAUUCUAAGGUCAGCAAAAACACCUUGGUGAAAGAAGGUAGUAAUCCAACUGUAACCCAAGAGGCCAUCUCUAGUUUAGAGUCCAGUGCAUUUUCAGAACAUGGCACAGAUUUAGUGGACUUUGAAAUACAUCAGAAGGUUACCCCUACUAUCAAGGUCUCUAAAGACAAAAAGGAUAAGCAUGAAGCUAGUCCACUGAAUACACAGUCUUCACUAGACUCCACAAUUAGAAUAGAUCCUGUUUUAAUCUUAGAGACUGAAUCUUCAGACAUUCAGAACAACCUAAUGACAUUAAGGCAAAGGAAAAGAGUAGAUAUCAAGCCAACAAUAAUACCCAAUGUCUGCCCACAAGAGGAUACUGUCUUACCAACAAAUUCUAAAGAAAACCUACUCACUUCCGAUAUGAAGACUGUCACAGGAAAAAGAUCUGUCAAGAAAGGUACUAAAAAAGAUGACAAUGAAACUACUCCUUUGGACAUAGAGCCUUUUACAGCCACUCCAAAACAAACAGAUCCUGUUUCAACUGCAGAAACUGAAGCAGAGUCUUCUGCUGUCCUUAGGACACAGAGGAAGUCACCAAAAAAGAAAAUGCCACAUACUAAUCAUGAAGCCAUACAUUUACCUGCAGCAGACCAAACCCCUCAACUAAGUGUUUUGAAUAAAUCGACAGAACCUGAUUCCAGCAUUGCGCAACCAAAUAAAAGAAGGUUCAGAACAAGAAAAACAUUUGACACAGUCAAUGACAACUGUAAACCUACUAAACACAUUUCUACAGCUGAUUCUGGACCUGCUGAAGAAUCUGAAUAUUCAGGUGUCAGCCAACAGACACCAAAUAAACAGACACCUAAAGAUAUCCAAACAAUACAAGAAAUCCCUCCAUUUGAUUCCAUGGCAGCCACAGAGAUUGAUGAUUCUGAUGAUCUUGACCAAAAGAAGACAAAAGGGAUAGCAAAAAGAGAGGAUAUGAAGGCCACUAAACACAAACCUCAUGUAAUCAGAAAUCUUCGAAAACCAGAUACAAUGCAGAAAGAAUAUUCAGAGUCAAUUAAUAUUACAAACUCAAGGUCAGAAGACAUGACAAGCAAAUGUAUUCAAAAGAGAACAUUACUCAGAAAUGUUUCAUAUAAGGACCAUACUGAACAUCCACCGGUGUCUUUGGGUAAAGAUCUAACACGAAGCUCCUGCAUAAAAACAGACAUUGAACAUGACACGGCUGAAAGUCAUGAGGAAAAUCCGGUUUUCAUCACCAAUGAACCAAGUCCUCAGAGCUCACCGAUGAAGGCAAAGAAAACCAGAGGAAAACAUUUGUUCAAUAAAGAAGAAAUUGAACAAAGUAUUGUCUUAGAGCCAGCCAAAAGAGAAGAAAAACAUUCAGAUGUGCCAUCUGCCAUAAUAGAGGUAGACUCUGAAAAUAUAAAAAAGACUGUUGUAUCACAGCAACCUGUAAAAGAUGGCACUGUGGUUGAUCAAAAUGAUACAGUUGAGGAAGAGACUAGAAUUACAGUCCUCCAUGCUGCAAAAACUCCUAAGACAAAGAGUCAAAAAGUUGGUCAGAAGAAAAAGAUGUUGGUAGUCCUGUUAACUCACGUUAAAGAGGAGGAAAUGUCUGAUGAUGACAGAAUAGCAGACAUCACUGAGAGUCAUACAAGACCUGGAGAAACUCUUUUUAGUUCUAUGCAAACUACUGAUGUUAAAGACCAAGACAAUGUUGAACAAAAACAAGGAAACCCCCUCUCAGAUAAAAUCACAAUGUUUUCAGAUAAUAAUGAGUGUAAUGCAAGACUCGGAGAGACUCUUACUAGUCCCAUGGAUAUGACUGAUUGUGAAGACCAAAGCAAUGUUGAACAAAAGCCACGAAAACGAGGAAGACCUUCUUUAAAUAAGAGUACAGAGUUUUCAGACAUCACUGAGUGUCAAGCUAGACUUGGAGAGACUCUUUAUAAUCCCAUGCAAACUACUGAUUGUGAAGACCACAACGUUGAACAAAAGCCACGAAAACGAGGAAGGCCUCCCAAAAAAAACAAUAAAAACAUGAUAUUUGUAGCACAUUUAGAAGAUAACAUUUCUUCGUCUGUAGAGAUUUCAGAAUUUUCUUCAAGUCAAGACAGCACAGAAAAAUCUGUCAAUGCAGCAGAAAGUUCAGUGAUUCAGAAAGAUGUUGAAUUUCUUAAAAUGGGAAAGGUUGUGGAGGUGAAAAACCGUGUUAGGGUUAACAAACAAUUGGGAAUUGACACGUCAGAUUCCGCUCAGAGUACUACUGAUCCUUUGUCACAAAACAGCCCUUCUCCUACGCGUAAAAAAGGGAAGAACUUUGAAAAGCCAAUAAGAAACUUGAGAGUAUCCAGCAGGUUAUCCGAAGCAUUAUUCAAAGAGUCACAAAAAGCAAACAAACCUUCCUUUCCUCAAAAUGCCAUAGAAGUUUUCAAAGGGGAAGGGAAAACAUCAUUGUCUAUGCCUGGAGUAGCAGAGAAUCUGAAACUCUGUGAGAAAACUACUGUACAAGAAGGUGUGCUGGCAGAUAUAAAGAUUGAAAAUAAAGUGAAAAGAAGAAAACGUGGUCAGAAGAGAGACAGAAUUAAAGCGCCAUCUCUUGAUCAAAGAUUAAAUUCCAAGUCAACAGAAAUUGUGAAGAAACCUCUCACAUGCAAAUACUGUGGCAUUUCUUUUCGACAUAUUACAGCAUACACCGUUCAUCGGCGCAUUCAUACAGGUGACAAACCUUACAAAUGCAAGAUCUGCGGAAAAACCUUUGCUCAACUGUCAAAACUAAAGUCACACCAUAAUGUACAUACUCAAGAUACCUCUUUUCCUUGUCCUUGCUGUAAUCGUAGGUUCAUGCAGAAAAAAGAGUUGCUAUGCCAUUUUAAAGUCCACCUUAAGGAAUCAAAAACAAACAGUGAACCACAGAAGGACCUCAGUAGCAAGAGAAAUGCUUUAUCAAAUGUGUCUUCAGAGACCGCAAACAAUUACAGGUGCCUUAUUUGCAAGAAGAACUUUGUAAACCAGGACAAGUUGGAGAUUCACAUGCAGACGCAUGAAAUGGAAAAGCCCUUGUCUUGUAAAGACUGUGGAAAGAACUUCUGGAAUCCAUCAAGCCUCACAGCUCAUGAAAAAACACAUUGGCCUGUGAAACCAUACGCUUGCUCGAUUUGUGGGAAAGGCUUUAAUCAACUUAAAGCCCUGAAAAAGCAUUCUCAAAACCAUGCCGGUGAGACCCCUUUCUCUUGCUUUCACUGUGGUCAUGCAUUCAGUGACCUGUCUGCACUUAGAAUGCACCAAGCAUCCAAAACCUGCAUUGCAAGGAAGAAUGUCGAGGCAAACAGUAACAUCGAGGGUUUCAUUGUAAGUCAAGGAGUUGAUGGUCAAGUGAACACACCAGUGUUCUUCAAGUGCCAAAUAUGCAAACAGCUUUUCAGGAAAUGGUGCCAAUACACUCUUCAUCUUCAAACACACACCAGCUCCCCCCCAUACAUUUGCUUUUCUUGUGGACAGUGUUAUGAGACAGAUUCAGAGAUGAAUGUUCAUUGUAAGGUUUGUUGCCAGUCAAGUGGAGAGGAGAAGAUUUGUGGUACAUCACUCUCAGAAAUCACGCAAGGAGUUUCACUGUCAUCUAAAAGUUUACCAAGUACAGGAACCCGGCAGAAUUCUCAAAUGCCGACUAGCUCAGAACGGCUUGCGGAACCUGUACAAACAAAUAACAAAGUUCUUACAAAACUUCCUGAAGCUAUUACUAUCCAGUUACCCAUCAAACUCCCAAGCAACCAAUUACCAACUCCUAGUGAAGUUAUCUCUGCUUCCAGAAGUAGCUCUCCAAGUCUUUGGAAUUAUAAAUGUUCAAGUUGUGGACAGCGAUUCAAGCAAUACAAGUCUUUGAGUGUUCAUCUACAAACUCAUGCUGCUGGUUUCAGAUAUACUUGCACACAUUGUGGACAGUUCUUUGAAAGCUGGAGUAAACUAUGGUUACAUCAGCGACGUCAUCGUCUGAAAAACCGCAGUUUCUCCUGUAAUCAGUGCAAUCUGCAGUUCCGCUUCUUCGGUUCAUUUAAAGAGCAUAUGAUUGAUCAUGCAGGGCAUAGCCCGUAUGUUUGUACAGUCUGUCCUAAAACCUUCACUGAGGAGGCAAGCUUACAUGCUCACCAAUGUGAGUCUCAUAACCUUCGUACAAGUCUCAAAUGCGAUGUCUGUUCUAAGACUUUCAGUAAUUUAAGUAACUUAAUCAAGCACAGUCUCCUGCACAAUGGUUCUACCUCUCACAUUUGUCUUUCUUGCAAUCUCCCAUUCACAAAUUCAAGAGUCCUAAAGGAACAUUUGAGGACACACACAAACCCCGGACCAGCCCUUCCUGAUCUUCCAUUGAAGCCACUCAGUUUUCCUCACAAAUGUAAGAAGUGCAAAGCUAGUUUCUCAACAGGAGAUUUGCUUUAUGCUCAUCAGAUUUGCCAUUCCAGAGACGCAAAGACACUAGGCCGUCCAGCAGUAGUACCCACCUCAAAAUCACCUACUACACCCUCCACUCGAAAGAAUCAUGUAUCAAACCUCAAUCUUGACAGCAUCCCUGAUGAUGACACCCUGUAUCUUUAUACCCACCCAGACAAGCUCUAUGUGCCCCCUAGUCGCAAAGUACAGCCUCCGGUCAUUAAUUUGGACCCUGAUAAAAACGUAGAGGCAUUGGACGCUCAGAAUACUGAACCUCCAAACAAUGAAAUCACUUCUCAGUCUGACAGUACACCUCUCCCUCAGGCCACACCAGAUCAGGAGGAAACAACCAGCCUGAAUUCCUGUCCUGAACUUCCAAACAAUGAAAUCACUUCUCAGUCUGAUAGCACACAUCUACCUCAGGCCACACCAGACCAGGAAGCGACCAAUGCAAGUUUAAAUGAAAGCGUAAAAGAGAUAGCAGAUGAUCAAGAUAAUACUGGCCGCAAGUAUCAGACAAGAUCUACAUUUGUGAAAAGAAAUGUUGAUAUGGAGUUACGAACACUUGCUCAGCAAGGGUCAGAGGAGAGUUUUGAAUGUGCGGACUGUACUGAAAAACUAACCAGCGUCUUAAGCCUUUAUGAACAUUACAUACUUCAUGCAUUGGGCGAUACAUAUGUACACUGAUAAUCCUGGCAAGUAGUCAUUUUACCACAUUUUUACAUUUUAAUGUUUUGCCAGAGGACUAUUUUGGGGGGUUUUGAAACCAUUAUUGGCAAAAUGGUCAACUGACAUAAUGAAAAAAAGUGACUCUUAUAUUCUCUUUCAACCCUGAGGUUCAUUGGGUUUAAAGAGUUGACUGUACUACUUAGAUUAUCUUUAAUUGUGUCUGUACUGCACCUUUAUCCUCUUGAUAUCUCCUAUUGUGCCUUCAGUGAUAGGUGUGGUUCUGUACAAUAUCUUUAUAUUGCUAUACACAAAUCUGCUUAACAACACAUCCUGAUAGUUCUCCCCCUGUAGAAUCAAUUUCUUGUUUUCAACAUGCUCCAAAACUAAAUUCUGUUAGAAAAGAUGGUUAAAUAUAGGUUAACUCUGAGACGUCAUAUAUGAAUAUGUGGAUGUGGCAAAACAUACUGUAUAUUGUACAAAUGUGUAGAUCUUAAGAUCAUUAGAAUAUUUCUAGAAAAAACUGUUUGCUUUGAAAAUUAUAUACUUUUCAUUCAAAUCAGUUUUUUUUUAAUAAAAUAUACUAGCGUA
This is a messenger RNA of Danio aesculapii, 8795 nucleotides long. RefSeq lists its product as uncharacterized. Gene Ontology annotation, biological process: regulation of cytokine production; regulation of immune system process; negative regulation of transcription by RNA polymerase II. The record is from RefSeq and is a predicted model, not a curated record. The transcript has 5 exons. NCBI's taxonomy places the organism in Eukaryota, Metazoa, Chordata, Actinopteri, Cypriniformes, Danionidae. Gene Ontology annotation, molecular function: DNA binding. Bases 888 to 8225 code for a protein of 2445 amino acids.